This is a messenger RNA of Periophthalmus magnuspinnatus, 2395 nucleotides long. It is a transcript of the gene eps8l3b, whose product is annotated as EPS8-like 3b. Bases 125 to 2020 code for a protein of 631 amino acids. The transcript has 19 exons. Gene Ontology annotation, biological process: Rho protein signal transduction; positive regulation of ruffle assembly; regulation of Rho protein signal transduction. Gene Ontology annotation, molecular function: actin binding. Lineage: Eukaryota; Metazoa; Chordata; Actinopteri; Gobiiformes; Gobiidae. Gene Ontology annotation, cellular component: ruffle membrane; plasma membrane; vesicle. The record is from RefSeq and is a predicted model, not a curated record.
AUUGAGGAAGUUUCCAUGCUCCAUUUCUCCAGUGAGUGUCCUGGUCCGAGAGGGCGACUAUAGUCAGCAAUGAAACCGCACAGGUGUCUUAAGGAUCGGUGUUGAAAAACCUCAAACUUUGAAAAUGUUUGGUUCCAGUCCGUUCUCCUACGCCCCGGGGGGGUUGUCUCCGAUGGACCUGUCUCCCAGACGUCAAAUUAAUAAUCCAAAACCAGCUGGCAGCCUUUAUAGUGACGACCAUGUUCAGGGAAACAUGUCCAGACCCACUGGGAAAUCCAUCUACAUGCAGAGAAAAGAGUACGCAGAAACACUGAACAAACAAUCAGACAGCUUAAAUGUCAGAGUGGAGCACCUGUUCACCUGUGAAAUGGAUGGUCGGGAUGUGGACUCAAUCAGUGACUGUGUGUCCAAACUGAAGAGGCUGGACACUAAGGGUCGGCUGUGGUCACAGGAGAUGAUCCUGGAUGUGCAGGGGGGCUAUCUGGUCCUCUCCGACAUCGAGACCAAGUCAGAGUUGGACUCUCUGCCUUUGAACAACAUCAUUGAAACUAAUGCCAUUUUGGACACAUGUGCCUACAACUCUCUGCUCACACUCACCCUCCAGGAGCGCAACAAACGCAUCCCUCAAGUCUAUAUGUUUCAGUGUGAAGAGACUGGGGCCGAGGUCAUUAAGGCAGAUUUAGAUAAAGCAAUUCAAAGAGGAGGUCAAGGAUUUGUGGAGCAGCGCACCCAGAGACCUUCAGACCAGGCAGAACUCAGGAGCAAUCUUGAGAAUAUCAUUGGUGCCGGAGGGUACCACCCGGAAGGCCCACGUGCAAUGUUGAGAGACGGCUUCACUCCGUCUCCAGAGCCCCCUCAGUGGAGGAGCAGGGAACCAGAAAACUAUCGUCCUGAUGAAGCACUCUACCAGGAAGAGGUGUAUGAUACACAGUUUGACCCGGGGCCUCCUCUGCUCUCAGACACUGAGAGGAACGCAGAAAUAUUUAACCAUGUUUUGAAUGAUCUGGAGAUCUUCAUGUCUGAUGUCACUGCAGCACAAAACGAAGCUGCUCAGAAUCCUGAUAAAAAGAAAAGGAAAUCAAAGAAAUCAAAGAAAAAAGCUGCUCCAACUGUCUAUCUGCCAGCAGUGGAUCAGUACAUGUCCUGUCUUCAGAAAAUCAAAUAUGGAUUCAAUCUUCUGGGACAGCUGGAGGGUGCCUUCGCUGAGCCCACUGCUGAAGACUAUGUCCACAUCAUAUUCAACAUUUUGGCUGCAUUGGUGCCUCAGUAUCCCCUGGACAUCCCUCCCACAGUUCAGGCUCCAUUGCUGACGGACGCAGCUGUGCAGAUGCUGGGCUCCGAGGUCACCCCAGAGGAGGAUGAGCUUUGGGGAUCCCUGGGAGACUUCUGGACUGUCCCCAGGUCCCAAUGGGCAGAAGAAGACAUCCCGCAUUACAUCCCUGAGUUUUAUGACAACUGGCAGCCCCCGCCUCCCUCUCAAAUGCCCCACCCAGUGAGCCGGAGCAACAGCCAGCGAUUCCCCCCCAGACAGCAAAACGGAUGGGGUACUCCGCCCCCUGCAAGACUGAAUGAACCUGAGCUCAUGCAAGCCAUGUAUGAUUUCAUGGCGAGAAACAACAGAGAGCUCAGCCUCAUGCAGGGGGAUGUGGUUGAGGUGGUUCAGAAGAACAAGCAGUGGUGGCUGGUCCGUAACAACCGUAACGAGGAGGGCCAUGUUCCCCAAAAUGUCCUGAUGUCAAUGGACCAACCUCACAUGGGACAGAGAGAGGGCCCUGUGACUCUGGACAUGAGCUCCUCUUCAGCAGAGGUCUCGACUUGGCUUGCCUACAAGGGUUUCUCCAAGAUGACAGUGAGAAGCCUGGGAGUGCUGAAUGGGCGACAGCUUUUGGGGAUGACCAAAGAUGAGAUCCGAUCUGUGUGUCCUGAAGACGGAGGGAAAGUCUUCUUCCAGCUCCAAGCCAUUAAAUCUGCCAUUGCACUCGCCAGUGAACCAUCAGGACCUUACAAUGGCCGCUACUAAAGAGUCUUCUUUCACUGUUGUUAAUUAUUAAACAUCAAUGAGCAGUAAAACUGGCUUGACAUAUUGUUGAAUAAAAAUUUUUGAAAAUCCAACAAAUGUAUAUAAUAACCAAGAUUUAGCUUAGCACAUACCAAAAAGGAGGUUAAUGGUAGUAGAGCUGAAAAAAUCCAAGGCUAUGUAUGUAUAUGCUCUUGAACAGUAAUUUGCAAUUUUGUCUGUCUAGUUUGCUUGCCAAGUACCUAAAUAUAAAUCAAAACUCUAGCUGUGUUGCAUGGUGGAUGUGAUGGACAUUAUAAUAAAAAUACAAAAUGUUGUGUCUGUGGGUUAUCAUUAGAUUGUCAGCUGUAUGAGUAAAGUGACAAAACCAUUACAGUA